Formica exsecta is the source of this 688-nucleotide messenger RNA. It is a transcript of the gene Rpb11, whose product is annotated as DNA-directed RNA polymerase II subunit RPB11. Gene Ontology annotation, cellular component: RNA polymerase II, core complex. Gene Ontology annotation, biological process: transcription by RNA polymerase II. NCBI's taxonomy places the organism in Eukaryota, Metazoa, Arthropoda, Insecta, Hymenoptera, Formicidae. The transcript has 4 exons. Gene Ontology annotation, molecular function: protein dimerization activity; DNA binding. The coding region runs from base 134 to 487 and encodes 117 amino acids. The record is from RefSeq and is a predicted model, not a curated record.
AAGAGUGAUAUGUAAAUGUAAUUUAUAGUCUAUGGUGCUUUUAAUAAUUUACAAUAAUUAACAAGGUUGUGGAUACUGUGACUUAUCUGUUGAAAGAAAUUUGUAAAAAAAAAACAGGAAUUUACAAAGCGAGAUGAAUGCACCUCCAACCUUUGAAUCGUUCUUGCUAUACGAAGGAGAAAAAAAGAUAAUAAAAGAACAAGAUACCAAAGUGCCAAAUGCUGCAAUUUUUACAAUCAAUAAAGAGGAUCAUACUUUAGGAAAUAUGAUUCGGAAUCAAUUACUAAAAGAUCCUCAAGUAUUAUUUGCUGGUUACAAAGUUCCUCAUCCACUAGAACACAAGUUUGUUAUUAGAAUACAAACUACAUCAGAUUAUACUCCACAUGAAGCCUUUAUGCAUGCUAUCACUGACUUGAUUGCAGAACUUUCAUUGUUUGAGGAACGUUUUAAAGAAGCAAUCAAGGAGAAGAAGGAAGGUUUGGAUUAAAUAGACGAGCUGAAAAUAUAUCCAUGUAUAUUUUAUUAAACUUUCUUUUAUUUAAUUCUUAGUCCUUUAAAACAUGAUAUGUAUAUUAAAUAUGACAAAUACAUUUGUAAAUAAUUUAAACAUAUUUAAUUGUACUAAGUCUUGAACUUUAUAUAUGUGUAUAUUCCAUAUUUGUAAAUAUUUUAAAAACUAAUAUUUAUA